This is a messenger RNA of Ixodes scapularis (black-legged tick), 1650 nucleotides long. Its product is annotated as acetylcholinesterase. The coding region runs from base 1 to 1650 and encodes 549 amino acids. The record is from RefSeq and is a predicted model, not a curated record. Lineage: Eukaryota; Metazoa; Arthropoda; Arachnida; Ixodida; Ixodidae. Gene Ontology annotation, cellular component: plasma membrane. Gene Ontology annotation, biological process: acetylcholine catabolic process; choline metabolic process. Gene Ontology annotation, molecular function: acetylcholinesterase activity. The transcript has 2 exons.
AUGAAAAUCACAGCACUUGUGGUGUUUUGUCUCGCCCAGAUCUUCCUCGCUUGUUCCCAAAACACUGGUCAGGAUAUUGUGACAACCAAAUCUGGACUCGUCCGAGGCACUUUGCUGCGAACGACAACAGGACAGGUGCGAGCAUUUUUAGGCAUUCCUUUCGCGGAGGCCCCCGUAGGAGAUCUCCGAUUCAAGAAGCCGGAGCCGAAGCAGCCUUGGAACUAUGUCUACAACGCGACGUCUCUACCGAAGAUGUGCUCACAGCCCAGUGUUCAUCUCACCAAGUUCUAUCAGGUGAAUACAGAAAAUAGCGUGAGUGAAGACUGCCUGUUCUUGAACGUGUUUGUUCCCAUCUCAAAUUGCACCCAGAUGCCUGUCGUCGUAUACAUACACGGCGGGGCGUUUACCUAUGGGGGAAUAUCAAUGAACAUCACCGACACAACCGAGUUGAGUGUGCGUGGAGAUCUGAUCACCGUCGCCAUUGCGUACAGACUCGGCGCUUUUGGCUUCCUGAGGACAAGUCUUGAAGAUGUGAAUGGGAACAUGGGGCUCUACGACCAAGCAUUGGCCAUACGCUGGGUGAAGGACAACAUCAAAUCCUUUGGAGGAGACCCCAACAAGAUCACAUUAAUGGGACAGAGUGCUGGAUCUAUCUCCAUUGGACUGCACCUCCUGUCUCCUAUAAGCAGAGGUCUCUUUCAUCGCGCCAUCAUGCAAAGUGGAAGCCCUUUCACGAGAGUGGUGCUCAGCGAUGACGAGAAGGCACGCAGUGUUGCUAGGAAACUCGCCGAUGCCCUCGGUUGUGAGACUGAAAAUCAGACGCUCAAGACCACACCAGAAAAUGUUAUUCAAUGUCUCCGGUCAAAGAACGCUUCGGAGAUUAUUGACGCGACUGAAGGUUUUAGUUCGGGUGGUCUCGACGCAUUUUUCCCUCUGUUUGGCGAGGCAUAUCUGCCAGAGGGUCCUCUUGCAGCGCUUGAAGCCGGUCACUUACCUGCCGUAGACCUGCUUGGCGGAGUGACAGAAGCAGAAGGAGAUUUCUUUUUAUACUAUUUUGUCGGGCGUUAUCUCGAUUUGUCAACCUCUCAAGGAAUUACUAAAACUACUAUGAAGCUAUUUCUUAGAAUUUUUCUCACCGGGACUGCCCAAGGAAACACGAGGCCUAUACUAAAUCGUUAUUUUUCCAACAUUGACGAAAACGGCGGGAGGCGGGCCGUGCAGGCAGGUGCUGAUAUCAUUGGAGAUCUUCAUUUCAGCUGCCCUAUGGUGGAAUUUUCUAAAGGCCUUCAGCGCUUGAACAACUCUAUCUAUAUGUAUAAACUGGGAGUGAGACCAUCCUUUGGCGAUUGGCCGAAAUGGGUUCGCACUACACAUGGAGAUGACAUCUUCUUCAGCCUGGGUUCAAUGUAUAAGGUGGCAGACAACUUUACAGCAGACGACGUCAAAGCUGCGGAAAAUCUGAUACACAUCAUCUCAACAUUCAGCAAAACAGGGAUCCCACAGACGCUAGAAGCCGUACCCUGGCCAAGGUUCCAGGACGAAGAACAGUUUAUGGACCUUAGUGUCGAAAGUUACAGUCCCAAGAAAGGCAUUUUCCGGUCCGAGUGUGACUUUUGGAAGAGCGUUUUACCAUUCAAAGACAGUGUUUAA